This is a messenger RNA of Pimephales promelas (fathead minnow), 1452 nucleotides long. It is a transcript of the gene opn1sw2, whose product is annotated as opsin 1 (cone pigments), short-wave-sensitive 2. Gene Ontology annotation, cellular component: membrane. Lineage: Eukaryota; Metazoa; Chordata; Actinopteri; Cypriniformes; Leuciscidae. Gene Ontology annotation, biological process: phototransduction; G protein-coupled receptor signaling pathway; visual perception. Gene Ontology annotation, molecular function: G protein-coupled receptor activity. The record is from RefSeq and is a predicted model, not a curated record.
AUAUUUCGAGGGAGCCUUCAUCUGGUGUUCAACGAAGAGAGAAUUUACAUCGAUACGGGUUGGACUCUUUUUGCGAUGCUGCAGUAAUCUACAGAGGGAGAUAACACAAUUGAUUGAAACUUGAAGGUGUUAAAGCGUUCCUCAGUGGAGUGGUUGCCAGUUUCAAGCAAGAUGAAGGCAGUACCUGAGUUUCACGAAGACUUCUGGAUCCCCAUCCCUUUAGAUACCAACAAUAUCUCUGCUUACAGUCCUUUCCUGGUCCCCCAGGACCACCUGGGUCACCAUGGCGUGUUCAUGGCCAUGGCUGCCCUUAUGUUCUUCCUUUUCGUCGCAGGGACUGCGAUCAACAUCCUUACCAUUGUUUGCACAAUUCAAUACAAGAAACUCAGAUCUCACCUUAACUAUAUUCUUGUGAACCUUGCCGUUUCAAACCUGUGGGUGUCCGUUUUUGGUUCCUCGGUAGCAUUCUACGCCUUCUGGAACAAAUACUUUGUCUUCGGGGUGAUGGGAUGUAAAAUUGAGGGCUUCACUUCAACAAUUGGAGGAAUGGUGAGUUUGUGGUCUCUUGCUGUGGUGGCAUUUGAAAGGUGGCUGGUCAUUUGCAAACCCCUUGGGAACUUUACCUUCAAGACCACUCAUGCCAUAAUUGGCUGCAUACUUCCUUGGUGUAUUGCAUUGUCAGCUGGACUCCCUCCACUGUUUGGAUGGAGCCGGUACAUCCCUGAAGGUUUGCAGUGCUCUUGUGGACCUGACUGGUAUACGACUAACAACAAAUACAACAACGAAUCCUAUGUCAUGUUUUUGUUCUGCUUCUGCUUUGCGGUUCCUUUCACCACCAUCGUGUUCUGUUAUGGUCAGCUGCUCAUCACACUCAAAUUGGCAGCCAAAGCUCAAGCGGAUUCAGCUUCGACCCAGAAGGCAGAGAAGGAGGUGACAAAGAUGGUGGUGGUGAUGGUGUUCGGCUUCUUGAUAUGCUGGGGACCAUAUGCUUGCUUUGCUCUCUGGGUCAUUUCCCACCGUGGUGAAACAUUUGACCUGAGAAUGGCAACCAUACCAUCCUGCCUUUGUAAAGCCUCAACAGUCUACAAUCCUGUCAUCUACGUCUUAAUGAACAAACAGUUCCGUUCCUGUAUGAUGAAGAUGGUCUGUGGCAAGAAUAUUGAGGACGACGAGGCUUCUACUUCAUCUCAGGUCACCCAGGUCUCCUCUGUUGCACCAGAGAAAUAAACCCAUUCUUAACGAAACCUCUUCCUGCUGACAGAACCAAUCUGCUGCAUGGCAGUGAAAAAUUAUUUUUCAAUGAUUGUAAAUAAUAAACAUAGACCCACUAGGAAUUUUUGCUUUUAAUGUCAACAUUUUUGUAACUUGGUCUUGGCUUGCUGAACAAGUAGAAUGAGUAGAAGUUCAUUGUUAUCAUUAAAAAUGUACAAUAAAUGCAAAGAAAGAAAGAAA